This is a messenger RNA of Odontomachus brunneus, 2040 nucleotides long. RefSeq names its product cell division cycle protein 23 homolog (gene Cdc23). Lineage: Eukaryota; Metazoa; Arthropoda; Insecta; Hymenoptera; Formicidae. Bases 226 to 1956 code for a protein of 576 amino acids. The record is from RefSeq and is a predicted model, not a curated record. Gene Ontology annotation, biological process: cell division. Gene Ontology annotation, molecular function: protein binding. The transcript has 8 exons. Gene Ontology annotation, cellular component: anaphase-promoting complex.
CGCACACUAUAAGUUAAAGUAAGAGAAAGUAUAUUUGUUUUACUCUAACUUAUUGCACUGGUGCAGAAGUUGUUUGAAAACAAACAGGCCUAUACAUUGGUGUAUUACAAGAGAAAAGAAAGAAAAAGAAGAUUGGAAUAAAGUGCAGGUGUAUGCAAUAUUUCUGCAAACACACGAUUGAUUUCAUAAAUGAUAUGACAUAAAAAAGUUCAGAAGAGCGUGACAAUGGAAGAGUCUGCAAAGUUCGAUAUUAAGGUGGUUAAGACGGAUCUUUUGCACGCGAUAAAUGAGUGUUCCCAACGUGGUUUACGAUAUACUACCAAAUGGUUAGCAGAAUUGAAUUAUUCCUUGAAAAAUGUCAAAUUGGACUUACAAGACCUAACUACAGAUAUCAAGUCACUAGAGAUAAAUGAAGAGGAAGAUACCUAUACAUUAGCUAAAACAUAUUUCGACUUAAAAGAAUAUGAUAGAGCUGCGUACUUCACAAAAGAUUGUACAACCCCAAAAGUUAGAUUUCUACAUUUGUAUUCACGUUAUUUGUCAGGAGAGAAGAAGAAAAUAGAUGACAUGACUGAUGUGCCACCAGAUCCUAUGAAAAAUGACAGUCUCAAAUUGCUUUGCGCCGAUCUGAGAAAAGAUCAUUUGGCCUCCAAGCUAGAUGGCUAUAGUUUAUAUCUCUUUGGUGUAACCUUAAAGAAACUGCAACUCACCAAAGAAGCGACUGAUGUUUUAGUAGAAUCUAUACACAAGGAACCUAUGCAUUGGGGUACAUGGCUGGAGUUAGCUGCUUUGAUCACAGACAGGGAGAAACUGGAAAACUUGUGUCUGCCAAAUCAUUGGAUGAAGUACUUUUUUAUGGCGCAUAUGUACUUAGAACUGCAACUCAUAGAUGAAGGUUUGGCAUUGUAUUGUGAACUGCAGUCAAUGGGCUUUCAAAAAAAUUGUUACGUACUAGCUCAAACUGCAAUAGCGAUGCAUUAUAGGAGAGAUGUUGAUGCUGCAAUGGAAACUUUUAAAAGAAUAAUAGAGGAAGAUCCUUAUUGCCUUGAUAAUAUGGAUACAUAUUCGAAUCUGCUUUAUGUGAAGGAGAUGAAAGUUGAAUUAGCAUAUUUAGCACACAGAGCUACUGAGAUAGAUAAGUAUAGGUUGGAAACUUGUUGUAUAGUAGGAAAUUAUUACAGUUUAAGAGCUGAUCAUCAAAAGGCAGUGAUGUAUUUUCACAGGGCACUGAAAAUGAAUCCGCAGUAUCUAUCGGCUUGGACGUUAUUAGGACACGAAUUUAUGGAAAUGAAGAAUACCAAUGGCGCUAUCCACAGUUACAGGCAAGCAAUUGAGGUGAAUAGACGAGAUUAUAGAGCGUGGUACGGCUUGGGUCAGACGUAUGAAAUCUUGAAAAUGCCGUUUUAUGGACUUUACUAUUACAAACAAGCUCAGCUCUUGAGACCCCACGAUAGUAGAAUGGUCUUGGCCUUGGGUGAAGCGUACGAGAAGCAGGAAAAGACACCAGAGGCGCUCAAGUGUUAUUACAAGGCAUGCAAUGUGGGCGAUAUAGAAGGCAUGGCGCUGUUAAAGUUAGCAACAUUGUAUGAGAAAUUGGGAGAAAACGAUCAUGCAGCUGCAGCUUAUACGGACUUCGUAGUGGAUGAAUACCGGAACGUCGACAGGAAGGAGUUGAGUCACGCGUAUAUAUACCUCACGCAGUAUCACUUGAAAAGAGAACAAUUGGAUCAAGCUAAUCAUUACGCGCAGAAAUGUCUUCAGUUUGACGAGACGAAGGAGGAGGCGAAGGUGCUGCUAAGGACAAUCGCUGAGAAGAGAGCAAAAGUGGAAGAAACAUCCAUGGUGGUGGAUGACAUGAACGAAACGGAUCCCGUGAUCGAGCAGACAGCGCGUACGGACGCGAUAUCCGGCAGCCAAUUGUCACCGAUGAAUCUCUCGUUCACACCUACCCCGUAAAUAAAAUGAUACCUCCCACUCGCAGUCUGCAACUUCGACAUCCCAAUAUCUCUGUAUAUAAAUACAAAGUAUUCGAUAAUUUGA